Messenger RNA from Trypanosoma cruzi, 402 nucleotides. RefSeq names its product calpain-like cysteine peptidase, putative. The record is from RefSeq and is a predicted model, not a curated record. The coding region runs from base 1 to 402 and encodes 133 amino acids. The transcript has a single exon. NCBI's taxonomy places the organism in Eukaryota, Euglenozoa, Kinetoplastea, Trypanosomatida, Trypanosomatidae.
AUGGGCUGCGGUGCUUCUUCGAGACCUUACGUGGACUACAGGAAUGGCAAGCCAAACUUUAAAGGUGACGAGAUUGUGAGGGGGUUUGAUGAGGGCAAUGGCCUUCUUUUCCGCAUUGUGAACAACAAGAAGAGGCGGUGGGCGUACUACAACGACACCACGGAGUACGAGAUGCAUGUAAAAGUGACAUUCAGUGAGGACUGCAACGUCAGGGCACUUGGCAGGACGCAUCUGCAGAAGCUGGAGUCCGGUGAGUAUUUGGCGACCAUCGUUGUGCACCCGUGCGAGACGGAGAUGUUCAUCGAAGGCCGUGUGAACGGCUUUCAAGCGAAGAUGGACGCUGUCCCCACUGACAGGUACAAGCACCGGCGAAGAAGAAGAAAAGGGGGAUGCUGCUCGUAG